AUGAUCAGCUUGCUGCAUUGGGCCAACCGGCAGGUCUCCUCGGGAAGACUUUUGGUAAUCCACUGCAAGUGUGGCAGAAACAGAUCACCCGCACUUUGCAGUGUGAUAGCAGCGUGGAUGGCUUCCACGUCCAUCAGGACAAAAGAAGAGCACUAUAUGAAGCUUCGGACUCCUCGGACCCAAGCAUCUUGGGCUACAAUUUCAUCAGCCUUUUUGAUGAAUUGGGCCAAUGCUCAAAUCAGAGCAGGGCGAAAGCCCUUGGUGCACUGCAAGUGCGGGAAGAACCGUAGCCCAGCUCUGGCUGCGGUUCUCGCUGGCUGGAUGAGUGGAGCUUCAAUUCAGCCAGAAGCAUCUUGGGCUACCUCAGGGAACUUUCAAUUCCUGCAAGUCAACUGCCAUGUUAGUUCUGUGCCACUUGAGAUUGCUUCAUGA
Cladocopium goreaui is the source of this 432-nucleotide messenger RNA. Lineage: Eukaryota; Dinophyceae; Suessiales; Symbiodiniaceae. The record is from the annotation of a GenBank genome assembly.